GGUGUCGCUAGCAGUGCCAGAAGUGCUGUCCGCUUUACACAACACACCGCUCUACACCAGACAAAAGCUGUAGUUUAUUUCUUUUGUGACUAAGUUAACUAAAGUUUAGCGAGAAAAUUGUUUUAUAUGCAUCAGACUGUAAAGAUUAAUUUAUAUUUGUUUGAAAAUACAUGUAACUGGUAAAAUGGAACUUUUUUUAUUAAAGAGAGUGAAGCUGUUGUCUCUGAUUAUUAUAAUGGUGAGAUCAGCGUCUAGUUUAACAGGUAACGAUGAUAACGCUGAGAUGAACGAACCACAAGAUGCUGACGCCAGCUGGUUGCAGACACCUCCUUACCCUCACAUUCAACCCGUGUUGUCGUCGAGCUCGAAGAAAAUGGCCAGAAUGACCACGGACGACGAGGGUAAUGGUGAGUCUAGACCAGUAGUGGUGAGAAGUGUCGACGAUGAGGAGACAAUCUCGCAGGAUGAGAGGGAGGCAGAUGGAGACACAUUAUCUCUCACACUGAAGAAGAUGGCAUUAGACAGAGCUCUUAGUAUCCAGGGACGAGCUUCGUCAAGUAAAGGUGAUGUGCUCCACUGUGAUGAGUUUAUCAACAGUGAUGAAUUCUUCAUCCACUCCCCUGGCUACCCUAACAACUACCCUGCCAAGGGCGAUCUGGACGACGCUGCAGAAGGUGCUUCAGGGGCAGCGCAGGCGGGGUGCGGGCAUGGGUGGGCGCGGGCGUGGAUGGGUGUGGGUGGGCGCAGGCGGGCGUGUGAGCGUGCGGGCGGGCGUACGGGCGGGCGUACGGGCGGGCGCGCGGGCGGGCGCGCUGCACGGGACCAGAAGGAUGGUCCCCCCAUCAAUGAAGAAUUACACAGGAGCCACAAUAGACUGGUGAACAUCAUGGAUAAAUGGAACCAAGUGUGGCACAGGGAUUACUGGACAGCCCUGCGAGAACAUUUCUAUGGUGCUGACCCCGAGACAAACAAGAUGAUGCUGAGUGAAGGGGACCUGGUGCUAGUAGAAGCUCAGGAACCCAGGGCAUACUGGCCUCUAGGCCUGGUGGUGUCGACCCACCCAGAUAAGGCUGGACGGUUGAGAAUGGUGAAGGUGAGAAUGAAUGGUGCUGAGACCAUAAGGCCCAUCAACAAGCUUUUGCCUCUCGAGGUCCACAUGGUGGGAACGGCCACCUUCCUCUUCCCGUCGUCACUCAUGAUGGUGGAGUUCCGUAGUAGCAGCGGCCACGGGGCGUCUGGCUUCCUCUUGCAUGGCCGCCAGGAGAAAACCUGCCGCUUGCCCAGGACCCUAGGUGCUCCCCUUACCUCCUCGGUAUCCUGCGACAGACGUGUUGAGGGUGAUACCUUCGUGAUAAAGUCGCCGGGUUACCCUGGGCAGUACUCGCACAACCUGGAGUGUCAGUUCACGGUGGUGCGGGGACAACCCAGCCACUGUGGGGUGCAGCUGCUGGUGGAGACAUUCAUCGUGGAGGACGGCAGCUGUAUGUUUGACUACCUGGAAGUGCAAGGACAGCGGCUGUGUGGCCAGCUUUCUCCAGGCUUCACACGUUACUUCGAAUUUGAGGGAGGCGAACUCAGCAUAAGAUUCCGCACUGACGAAUCGACAAGUAAGGACGGGUUCUCCAUCCAAGGCAAGCAAGUGUCUUGCGACGAUCUUGUCCAGUCUUCUAUCAGCCCCUCUCCGCCAGGCAGAGUCGACAAUGAGCACUCCCUUUCUUCUUCAUCAGAAUCAAAUAAUCGUUCAUCAGCUACUUCAUCAACUCCCUUUCUAACUCCAAACUCCUUAACGAAUCAGUCAGAUAUCGACAUAAACUACAUCCUAUCACUCAUUGGUCGACGGCCCAUACUGAAGGAGGAGGCUGAAGCUGCUGAGGCUGUUGAAGAGGACUUCUUGGAGUUGGAUUCCGGACUCGUGACGGAGGGAGACGCUAAACAAAACCAAAACUUACCAGGUAAUCCGAAUUUUAAUCCUUUCACGAGCACUGGAUUGCAACCUACUUUGCCCACAAUUCCGGGAAUUGGCUUCCCGACUCCUGUAAACUUUCAAGCGAGCAGCAGCUUUCCCACAGCAUUUUUCCCGAGCGUGCUUGCUGAUGCUGAUUGUGACAUAUUCGUGGAUUCGACGAGCAGUUCCUUCGACUUCAGCAGUCCAAACUACCCGUUACAAUACCCGGCCUCCCAAGACUGUACUUACGUCAUUCCAAAAUCAUCGGCAGAAGUCUGUGCGAUGGUUAUUUUUUACAUCCCUUCCUUUUCUGAUGACUCCGGCCCCGGGUCGUGGCUUCCAGGAACUAUCAGCUUCUUGAGCAACGAGCUGACAAUCACUUUCCACUCUGAUUCGACCCAAAAUUCUCUGGACUACGGGUACCAGAUUAGGGUGAGUCAGCGGACGUCUAUCAACCCAAGUGGGUGUGGUGGCUUGGUGACCACUCCCACUGCAGCUCUGCAGUCUCCAGAAUACCCCAACCAGUACCCUCCAAACACUGACUGUCACUAUCUCGUCACCAAGACCUCCAGAGAUGUGUGCAAGUACCACUUCACCACUCCACUCCUGGAUCUCUACUUUCACUCCAACGCAUCGGGUUCAAGUCGUGGGUUCAGCAUUGAGGUCACUCAGGUCACCUGCGGACACUUCAGGCCCACUUAUCCAAUCUACCCAAGGUAUCCCACUUACAGGCCGCACUAUCACCACCACCGUUAUAAUUACAACAGCCGCAGACCAGGAUUUUUCAGGCCUACUAGACCGAUUUUGAAACCAAAACUGAAUCCAUUUUCGAAGUUCAAUCCUUUCUCCCGUCGUCGUUACUCAGGUCAUUACACAAGUCUUCCCCUCAGCUCCAAUAACGCUCCAAGUUAUGGUACUUCAGUUCCAAGUGGUAGAACUCCAGCAGCAAGUUACAAGGACCCAACGACAAGUUAUGGGGCACCAGUUACAAACUACAGGGCCCCAGCCACAAGUUAUGGGGCACCAGUUACAAACUACAGGGCCCCAGCCACAAGUUAUGGGGCACCAGCCACAAGUUAUGGGGCCCCAGCCACAAGUUAUGGGGCCCCAGUCAUAAGUUAUGGGGCCCCAGCUACAAGUUAUGGGGCCCCAGCCACAAGCUAUGGGACACCAGCUGCAAGUUACGAUAUAAGCAUAGGUUAUAUUUCCCCAAGUACAACCUACACUACAUUUAGUCCCGGAUAUUUGCCUCCCAUUCCUGAUUACACCACCCAUAAUCCCUUCAUUCCCUUUUUCCCAACUACUCCCUACCCAAUCACCACACCUUUUCCGACCAUCCCAUCUACCGUCUCUACCUCAUCGACAACCUCUUCUCCUACUCAGCCUACAGUCACUCCUGUUUUCUUUUCACGGCCUAUCCUUAAGCCAGCACCUGAAAUCCUCUUACCUCAGGCGUUUAAUAUUAGCAACACCAGGGCAACAACAAACCCUGACGUCGAGAGGAUUAAGCCCACCUUUAGGCAGCGGGACCCUAAAGUGAUACAAAUGCACGAUGGCCGUGAAGAAGACGCGUCCUGUCGUCAGGAUUUCAACAGCACGAAAUUCACUAUCCAGAGCCCAGGCUAUCCUGGUCCAUACUACACCAACAUGAGAUGCAUCUACACUAUCAUCAGGUAUGGCGUGGACGUGUGUGGUGUCGAAUUCCUCACUGACCAGUUCGACGUAGAGGAAACAGCUGGAUGCUCUGAGGCUAGCCUGGUACUGGCUGGACGUACAUACUGUGGAACCAUCCCCCCAGGCUCCCACAGUGUGGUACCCUUCCCUAGGGAGGGACCAAUCAUCAUGAUGUUUGUCACAGGACGCUUCCACACGGGCGCCGGUUUCAGCCUCCGGGGCCGCCAGAUUCCUUGUUCUGAACGAUCUCCUAUGGUGACUUCAGAGGAUAACAAGUCUGGCUCUAGAGUAAUGAGUCAUCAAAACCCUAAACGAGAGAUCAAGGAAGAAGAGAAGGAGGCAGCGCCGCUGCGAUCGUCGGAGGGACACCAGGAGGCCGAGUGGGUGGACGGAUGGACGGAGGAAGACACAUGGGCAAACGUGGGUAAAAUAUCACUUUUACCUGAGCAUUAUGGCUGAGGUAUUGCUCAAGGCUGUUG
Messenger RNA from Cherax quadricarinatus, 4098 nucleotides. Lineage: Eukaryota; Metazoa; Arthropoda; Malacostraca; Decapoda; Parastacidae. The record is from RefSeq and is a predicted model, not a curated record.